This is a messenger RNA of Rhodotorula toruloides NP11, 1083 nucleotides long. RefSeq names its product transcription factor. Gene Ontology annotation, molecular function: zinc ion binding; DNA-binding transcription factor activity, RNA polymerase II-specific. Bases 1 to 1083 code for a protein of 360 amino acids. Gene Ontology annotation, biological process: regulation of DNA-templated transcription. The record is from RefSeq and is a predicted model, not a curated record. The transcript has 5 exons. Lineage: Eukaryota; Fungi; Basidiomycota; Microbotryomycetes; Sporidiobolales; Sporidiobolaceae.
AUGGCGGCAGCUGCGCUCUGCACUUCGCCCGGAGAUUGUGAGGCGCACGACUGCUGGCCGCGAGAUGGCCCGGUGCAGUUGCGGCAGGGUACGACGAGCGUGAGGAAGAACCGUCCGGCGGCUUGCGAGGAAUGUAGACGACGUCGCGUACGCUGCUCGGCGUUCGAGACGGGGCCUCCUUGCGACGCCUGCUGUCGACACGGGACAACAUGCACCAUUGGCACCGUCAAGUACGCACACGACGCAAGCUCGCCAACGCAAAUCUACACCCCGGUUCUCCCUCCUCCCGCUCCUCCCGCCUCGACACCGUCUCACUCUCCCACCUCGCACGUCCAGCUCAAUCUCAGCGUACUCAACAGCGCGCUCGAGUCCUCCAAACCUCGUCCACCUCCCCUCGUCUGGGAGAGCCCGAGCGAGCACAUCCAGAAGGGCGCCCCAACGACUCGGUCGAAGCAGAAGGCGGUCGAGGAGAAGGAUGAUUGCGGGAAGGUCGAGGAGCGGGGGUCGGUCGCUCCGCCGCCGAAACGCCCUCGUCCAGCCACGAAGACGGGGCAAGGCGUCGUCCAGGUUGCGCACGACGUGAAUCACUCCGACAUCAAGACGAAGAAGGCGCCUUGUCGGAUCAAGCACAAGCGUCUCGCCAGGAGCGAACCUGCCCGUCCCGCAAGACACUUCCCAAUUCCGCCUUCGUCCGUCGACAACCCGCCACAGCUCGUCGCCUACUCGUCACAAUCGAAGUCGCUCCUCGCCUUGUCGGCGUGGAAGAGGCAGGGGCGCCAGGCUGACGCUGACUUCGACCUUCCCCAGUCCUCCCGCUACCCUCUUUCCGCCAUCCGUGACGAGCCCAACUUCCGCCCUCCCUGCUCCUCGCCCUCAUCCGCCUCCGCACCAUCCCUCACACCCACCUUCCGCUCCUUCACCGCGGCGUCGCCCGCGCUCCGCUUCAAUCCCACCGCCUCGUCUAGAGCCACCGCCUCAACAUCCAUCUCGAGCCGGACGAGCGACUUCGGGUUCCGUCAGCCCCACCACCGCAACGGCGAGAGCAGCACGACCAGCAUUUCCGAGACGCCGCAGUGCGCCUAG